UUGUGCUAGUUGAUGAAAAUGGGCCCAUUAGGUGCAGAGGCUGAUGAGAACCAGACAGUGGAAGAAAUGAAAGUGGAGCAGUUUGGUCCAGGGCACACCACUCCUAGAGGGGAGCUGGCCCCUAACUCUGAGCUGGAGCUUAUAGACAGCACCAACCUGAUUGAGGUACAGAUCGUCCUUAUAUUAGCCUAUUGCUCCAUCAUCUUUCUUGGGGUGAUUGGCAAUUCCUUGGUGAUCCAUGUGGUGAUCAAAUUCAAGAGCAUGCGUACAGUAACCAACUUUUUUAUUGCCAAUCUGGCUGUGGCGGAUCUUCUGGUGAACACCCUGUGCUUGCCAUUUACACUUACCUACACCUUAAUGGGGGAGUGGAAAAUGGGUCCUGUCCUAUGCCACUUGGUGCCCUAUGCCCAGGGCCUGGCGGUACAAGUGUCCACCAUCACCUUGACAGUAAUUGCCCUGGACCGGCAUCGUUGCAUUGUCUACCACCUGGAGAGCAAGAUUUCCAAGCGAAUCAGCUUCUUGAUUAUUGGCUUGGCUUGGGGCAUCAGUGCCCUGCUAGCAAGCCCCCUGGCCAUCUUCCGAGAGUAUUCAUUGAUUGAGAUUAUUCCUGACUUUGAGAUUGUGGCCUGCACUGAGAAGUGGCCCGGUGAGGAGAAGAGCAUCUAUGGCACUGUCUACAGUCUUUCCUCCUUAUUAAUCCUGUAUGUUUUGCCUCUGGGCAUCAUCUCUGUUUCCUAUACUCGUAUCUGGAGUAAACUUAAGAACCAUGUCACCCCUGGAGCUGCUAAUGACCACUACCAUCAGCGGAGGCAAAAAACCACCAAAAUGCUGGUGUGUGUGGUGGUGGUAUUUGCAGUCAGCUGGUUGCCGCUCCAUGCCUUCCAACUUGCUGUCGACAUUGACAACCAAGUCUUGGACCUGAAGGAGUACAAACUCAUCUUCACUGUGUUCCACAUCAUUUCCAUGUGCUCCACCUUUGCCAACCCGCUUCUCUAUGGCUGGAUGAACAGCAACUACAGAAAGGCGUUCCUUUCAGCCUUCCGCUGUGAGCAGAGGUUAGACGCCAUUCACUCCGAGGUAUCUGUGACAUUCAAGGCUAAAAAGAACCUGGAAGCCACAGAGAACAAUGGCCCCAAUGAUUCUUUCACAGAGGCUACCAACGUCUAAGGCAACUGCCAUGUGAAAAUAUAUGGAUGAAUUCUGACCAGUGCUGUAAACCUGGUUGAGUGGGGCAUGCAGGUGCAUCCUCAUUUCCCAUUUUAAGGAAGCAUCUGAAUGGAAGCGUCCGCAGUGUAAUUCAUGGAAAACUGGUUGGCAGAGUCUAAGUAAAAACAUUCAGAUUCAAAGGCAAGGCAACAAAAGUUUGCUUACAGUUGCUUAGAUUGUAGGUUGGAUUAUGAAUAAAAGCAGAGAGAAAUGGUUUUGACUGUUUCCCAGAGUGAAGAAAACGUGAACAAGGAGUUGGGGUUAUCAGCAUUGCUAAGAGGUGGUGGGUAAAAAAGUUGACUUUAAAAUCACAUUAGGGCAUAGAAUGGGGAUGACGUAUAAUUCACUGCUCCCCCCUCAUCUGAUGAAAAGGCUGCCACCACCAAUUUCCCUAGAAAGCCACAGACUCUUCUCUAUUGUAUUUUGCCUUUUUGUUAUUCUUCCCACGGACUAAAACCAUCAGAGAACACUGCAGGUAAAUGUUACCAACUAUUUGAAUGACUUCAAGGAAAUAAACUGAAAUUUUCUAUGUAAUUCGUGUUUUGGCAAAUGAUGGGGGAAAUCUUUACCACCCAGUUAGCCAAUUGUUUUUUUAAAACCAAAUGCACAUUUAACGAAAAGUUUCUUCAACUUAGAAGCAAAGGCUGAAAUUCUCAGAGAAAUGUAAACCAUCAUUUAACUUCUCAUUUCAACUUGUCCCUGCUUUGUAUAGUUACUAUUUGGAUAACAAAUAAGCAUGCCACACAAUACUUUUAAUCAUUGCUAAUUGUUAUAACUUUUGGAACACAUAUUAUUCCUAUGUUGGAGCUGAGUUUGUAUUAACUAAAAAUUAAAUCAGAUUAGGAAAUAGUUUUGUGGCAUUUUUGUAACAUUUUGCGGUUAUUUGUAAGCAGUGUUUGCACAGGUACAUACUCUAAUGUGUUUACUG
Physeter macrocephalus (sperm whale) is the source of this 2134-nucleotide messenger RNA. RefSeq names its product neuropeptide Y receptor Y2 (gene NPY2R). Gene Ontology annotation, biological process: G protein-coupled receptor signaling pathway. The transcript has a single exon. Gene Ontology annotation, molecular function: neuropeptide Y receptor activity; neuropeptide binding. The record is from RefSeq and is a predicted model, not a curated record. Gene Ontology annotation, cellular component: plasma membrane; neuron projection. Lineage: Eukaryota; Metazoa; Chordata; Mammalia; Artiodactyla; Physeteridae. Bases 13 to 1167 code for a protein of 384 amino acids.